Ectocarpus siliculosus is the source of this 3408-nucleotide messenger RNA. NCBI's taxonomy places the organism in Eukaryota, Phaeophyceae, Ectocarpales, Ectocarpaceae. The record is from the annotation of a GenBank genome assembly.
AUGGCUUACCUGAAGGAGGCGUUCGCCGAGCUGUGGAGACAGGACGGCCUCGUGGUGAUGGCGAGGGGCCUGGGGGUCCGGCGGCUGAUGGCCAAGUUUCUCUUGCUGCACUGCAUGCACGGGGACGCCGCCAGACCGUCCCCUGCGUCGGAGGAAGCGGAAGAGGAGACCGGGGACGGGCAGGAGGGGGACGUUGGCAGACCGUCCCCCCUCUCAGAGCAAAGGAAAGAAGAGACUGGGGAGGAACAUCAGGGUGAGGGCGAGAGUCAAGAUCGUUCUCAGGGAGAAGGAACAGAACGCCAAGAUGGUGGUGCCUUAAAUGAUCUCGGCGGUGCCCGAAAGAAGAGACAUCGCGACAAAGAACAUGUACAAGGAAGGGAGAAGGAGCAACAGGAACAGGCCGAAAAGGGGAAACACCCUUCACCAUCAUCCCGAGCAGGCAAAGGUGUCGAUCGCCAAAAGAACGCCCCUUUAAACGGCGGGAGCGGGAGUUCUUCGGAAGCAGGGGUUUCCAAGAUAGGGGGGGGGGCUUCUUCCGAACCGUCAGGGGUUAGGCCGCUUGUUCUGUGCCUGAACGCCAAGGGGGAGGAGGAGCUUUUAUUGGACGCGCUUAUGGCGGACGGGGUUCCCCCGAACCGUUUACCCGAGGUGGUGGACGCGGAGUGCACGCCUGCGCAGCGCGGAGUUCUGUACGCGUCAGGAGGUGUUUACAUCGUCACGUCGCGGGUACUCAUCGUCGACCUACUGACCAAGACGGUGAAGCCCGAGCAAAUAUCGGGCAUGCUGGUCCACAACGCCCACCGCGUGGUCGAGACGUCGAGCGAGGCAUUCAUCCUUAGGAUAUAUCGGGAGGGGAACGGAAGUGGUUUCGUGAAAGGCUUUACGGACGAGCCGGAGUCCCUCCUCGCCGGCUUCGGCAAGCUAGAAAAGAUUCUGCGCAACCUAGGUGUGGCUAAGGUCUUCCUCUGGCCGCGAUUCCACAGCCUCGUGGCGGAGUCGUUGGAACGACGCCCUCCCCAGGUGGAGGAGCUGGUUCAAGGCCUCACGGCCCCCACGAAAGAGGUGCAGCAAGCGAUCGUGGUACUGAUGGAUCACACCCUGAGAGAGCUCAGGGGAGCGGCACCUUCCCUCGACAGCGCUGAGCUUACAGUCGAGAGCUGCAUCUUCAACUCCUUCGAUAGGUCAGCGCAACGCCAGCUCGAGCCAGAGUGGCAUCGCGUCGGCUUCAAAACCAAACAGCUGCUCCAAGACCUCAAGACCUUGCGGUCGUUGCUGGAUUACGUGUUUCGGUACGAUGCCAUCACCUUCUACCAGCUCCUGCUGGGGGAGAAGAGCAAGGCCGCAGCCGUACGGGAUCCCCCUCUGUGGAUCGGAACUUCAGCGGCCGAUAGGUUGUUCGUGACGGCGAAGGUGAAGCUGGUUCUGGAGGAAAACGCGAAGUGGCGGCUUGCGGCCGACGUGAUGAAGGAGAUCCGCGACCUCCACGCCGCGAGACAGAGGCAACGCGUGGUUUCGAAAUCGCCGGUGCCGGCGGAGUCGUCAGCGGUUGUAGAGCCGGCGGGGGGAGCGAGGGUGCUCGUCCUGGUGAAGGAUGAGCAGACGUGCACGCAGCUGCGGGAGCACUCUGCUUUCGGGGGCCCCGCGAUGAUGAAGAGGCGCUUCCUCCAGUUCGUCCGAGAGUCCGAGGAGCGUACGGGAAGGGUCGCUGCCGCAAGGGGGGCCGGCGGAUGGAAGGGAGGACGUCGGUGGAAUAGCAAAGGCGGUGAGUCUGCCGGGCGUUGGGGCGCGAAACCCAAACGCGGCGGAAUGAGCGGGGUUGGCGUCGGCGCUUCCCCUGCUUUUCGUCAUUCUUCAUCCUCUGCUACGGCGGGAGGAAGAGGAGGCGGGGAGGGAGCGACGAAGGCGACGAAGCUCAGCUUGGAGCGGUCGCUGUUGAAAGAAUUGGUCACGCCGGUGAAAACAGGCGGCGAAAGGUCGGUACAGGGAAGAAGCGCAGCAGGGAAGGGGAUGGGGGACAGAGCGGCGACGAAGCAUCGGUACCAGAGGAGCGAGGGGGAGAGGGAGGAGGGCGUAAAGAGGACGGUGAAAGCAUCUGCUGGCAGAGGAGGGGUUUCACGAGGAAGGGGCAGCAAAGGCGGGGGCGGGAGAAGGGGGAGAUCGGCAAGACGGGGCGGCAAUGCCUCAGGCGCAUCCUCAGCGGCAAGAACAGGAGGGGGUGAGGCGGGGGGCUGUGCAUCGGGGGGAGGAGGAGGGGGAGGAGAGGACCUGGUGUUCGAACCGUUACCCUCUCUCCACGCGGUGGUUUUCUCCUACGCUCAGGCUCGGGAAAGCCUCAACAUUCUCCAGGACCUAGAGCCGGACUUUGUGGUUUUGUACGACCCCGACGCGGCGUUCGUUCGAACCCUGGAGGCCUACCAGGCAGGGAGGCCGCUCGACCGCCCCCCCCUCGUGGUGUACUUCAUGCUGUACGAGCAGAGCGUGGAGGAGCAAAGGUACCUGACGUCACUGGACAGGGAGACGAAGGCUUUCAAGAGCCUCAUCGAGGAGAAGGCUCGCAUGACCGUCCCGGUCAGAACCACUACCUCGUUUUUGCCAGCGGAACGGACCGCAAGAGAAGGAAAAGUCACACGGCUUUCCACACCCCUCGCGGAGGCUGGCAAGGGUAGCAGCAGCGGCAGCAGCAGGAAGGGAGGGCGUCGGAAGGCACAAGCGUCUCUCAGGGUGGUCGUGGACCUUCGAGAGUUCCGCAGCGUCCUUCCCAACCUGCUGCAUCAGCAAGGGUUUGAGCUGGUCCCGUUGGUCAUAGCGGUCGGCGACUACGUCCUGACGCCCCAGAUCUGCGUCGAGCGAAAGAGCCUGUCCGACUUGUUCCAGUCCAUGUCUUCCGGCAGGCUGUACAACCAGGUGGAAGCGAUGCUGAAGCACUACAAGGUGCCCGUCUUGCUAAUCGAGUUCAACCCUGACAAGUUCGGGGAUCCGUCGUUUCCACCGAGCUUUUCCUUGACUCGGGCACUCUCGGCGAUCAAUCCCCACCAUGCAGGCUUUCUGUUUGCUGGGGUCGGGGGACCUGGCCUCCGAGAUCAAGCUGACCUCCAUCACAUCGCAGCUUACGCUUCUUACCCUCCACUUCCCUCAGCUCCGCAUCCUGUGGUCCAAGAGCUCAUGAAGAACAACGCCGCUGUAGACGUGGCAAAGGCUCAGGCGGCCGGGGGAGGCGGAGAAGAUGACCAGGGGACAGGGGACGACGCCUCCGCCAAAGAGCUGCUGAUGAGGCUGCCCGGCGUACUCCGAGAAGUGGACACCAUCGCCGAGCUCAGCCAGCUCUCCGAGGAGCAGCUGCGGCCCUUGCUAGGAGAUGUCAACGCCGCCAAGCUCUACAAGUUCUUCAGACAGCCCGCGCCUGUGUAG